AUUCGAAUUUUCUCCCGCUUCGCGCCUCUUGUUCCACUAUCCAUCUCUCCGGGUCAGUCACCAUCGCAAACCUUGUCAUUUUCAUCUGUACUUAAAGCAGCUGCUGCACUGCCUCGAUUAUUUCCACCUGAUCAUCCUGAUUUCGCUUGGGUCGACUGGUCUGGACUGGUCUGCCGGAUGGUAUCAAGGGCCAGACACCUGUCCGUGACAGCUGCACCAAUUACUCGCCCUGCGAUCCUAGACGGCGGCCAAAUGCUCGAAGCCGAGAUGACUGAAGCUUCUAUCACUUCUAAAGUUGGCCAAGCAUAUCUCUCUUUGAGGUCCAGGGCAAAUGUUUGUAUUGCCGCGAAAAAUAUGUAUGUCUCCACUUAA
This is a messenger RNA of Protopolystoma xenopodis, 372 nucleotides long. The record is from the annotation of a GenBank genome assembly. NCBI's taxonomy places the organism in Eukaryota, Metazoa, Platyhelminthes, Monogenea, Polystomatidea, Polystomatidae.